UAAGGAAGUCUCAUUAAUGAGUCUCAAUGGAAGGCAGUGUUUACAGUCUCUUCUCACUCAUCUGCAAGCUUGAGGCCACACAGUCUGGGAGGCAUUCCUUUCUGACUCCCACAACAUCAUUUAAAGAUGCUACCACCGUGGCCUUGCCGUGGUCCCUUCAUGCACCUCUGAUUUCCCAUCAUCCACUGCCUGUAACAUCAAAGCUCUCCAUUUCCACGCCAUAACCAGACUCUGGCCAUCAGGCUGGUGGAGGGUGUGGAGAGUGGAGACAAAGUGGGAGAACAGACAGUGACUGUGAGAGGCACCUUCAGUCCUUGCAGACAAGCAGACACCCUCAUCUGCAAACGGAAUCACCACAUUCACUUCUCUAGACAGGUAGAGGUCUUUGACACCACAGCUGCCUUGUGAAACAGGAGAGCUUUGUGAUGCAGUCUGGUGGCCUGGUUCCGUUGUCUGUGAGGCGGAGACAACAAAGUGUAGCAUUGGAAGUCACUAGGCGCCAGGACUCUGAAUGCCUACAUAUAGGGAUGGUUGGUCUCCUUGUGCUAAUGAGGUUUAGAUCAUGUUGAGCCCGACUUUUGUUCUGUGGGAUUUGGGGUUUCCCUUAUAUACCUAUGGCUCCAUCUUCAUUAUUAUCCUAAUUGUCUGGCAAGUGAAAAAGCGUUACCAUGGAUUAACAUCGGAACAUCAAAGGAGCUGCUGCCAGCGUCACCGAAAAGUCAGACAAAGGGCUAGAGAUGCAGCAUCAAGAGCUAGGAGAUUUUCCCGGGAAGAAGCUGAGAAGCCGUGGGAGCUGCUCUCUGUCAUGAGAAGCCAGGGCUGGCUUCCUCAGGAGGGAAGCGUGCGGCAGAUCCUGUGUGCAGAUCCCUGCUGCGAAACCUGCAACGCUGUGGCUCUGGAGAUUCAGCAGCUGGUGGUGGGUGAGAACACUCUGAUCUCCCCCACUUCAGGGGGGCCAUCGCAGGGCUCCUCUUGCCUAGAGGUUUUGUCCACGUCUAAAGUGUCUUUUGAACAGAGUCUGGAGCAUGGCCCACACUCCAAAGACCUUUCACUUCCAUCUGCAACCCUCACAGUGUCACAGAAAUCCUUAACCCAGUCAGCUGCCCAGUCAACUGGUGCAGCCAGCAUCCAUGAUUUCUGGGCUGAAUACCUCAUGCUAAGGCAGGGAUUUCAAGUGCCAGAGGUGCCCAGGGGCCCAGAGACUAUGUUUUCUUCAAGGAUUGAGGAACCUGGGGUUUCAGUAAAGCUGCAGGAGAUGAUGCAGAGCAACCUCAACCUUGUCUGUGGGAACCAAGGCCAUCAGCCCUUAAAUUCCCAGGUGUCUCUGCUGACUCUGAACCGAGCAGUUACUACCCUGACACAUCCUGUGGCCUUGCAGAUGGUCACUGUCCUCCCUGCCCACCUGCCAUUCCUGAGUCCUGAAGUCCUGAGGCGGCUUGAGCUACAUGUAAAAAAAUGGAUGCAUUUCCAGAGGUGGGGGCUCCCCAGACGUGUGGAAGAGUCUCUGAGGCAGCUUAUGCCAAAUCCACCAUUAUUUUACCAACCUGUAUAUAAGCAACCAGUUUCUUUCAUUCAGAAUGAUACUUCUCAGUUCUCUGUUGAGAGAUUUGGGACCAUUUCAUACCAGAACUUGGGUCCAUGUAUGGCUGGCCAGCCUACCCAGGCCUUCUGGGUUUCUGAAUGGUCCAUCAUGGACCCAGAACAAAUACACUGCUACCAGCAAAUCCCAAACCAUAUGGCUCUUGCCUUGCCCUCUUCAGCCCUUAAAGAAUUAAGUGGCCUUUAUCUAAUGCCUGGGCAGCAGGCUAAUGACUCAGUGGGCCAUGUGCAGCCAAAAUAUAGCCAGCUAUUCUGUGGUCUUCCUUCUCUGCACAGUGAGUCCCUGGUUGACGCCUUCUUGGGUUCUCAAGGCCUCUCCAUGAAUGAGAGCAUGUCCAAGCCCCGCUUGAGGGAUCCUUUUCUCUUCAAGGAACUCUCCUUCCUCCCUCUGCUGCCUAAAGCUCCACCCCAGUCAGCUCCACCCCCUUUUCUGUCUUCUCAAAAUUGGGUUACUCCAUCUGACAACCAACAAGCUCAGAUCAGUGUCCCAUUUCUGACCCUGGAUGAGUAUGAAGCCUUGGAGUGGCACCUGCUGCAGAGGCAGCUCCAGCUUCAGUGGGACUGGCCAGAUGUUUCCCAGAGAGAUCAACACACCCAGAGCCCUGUGCAGUAUAAGCCCUGUGACAAAGCCCAGUCUUCUGAGACUGUGAAAACUUCCUGGCCAGGGCAUCCCAUCUCAGUCCUCACACGAGAACUACUCUUCCCACAGCAGCAUGCCAGGAGACAGCUGGAAUUCCGCCACCAGAGACAGUUGAUUCACCACUGCUGGGGCCUGCUGCAGAAGAUCCAACAGUCCAUUCAAUUGCUCCUGUCCCCCACUAAUCAGCAGACUGUGUCCCGGAGCAGCACAUCCCUAGACAGUGUGAAUGGCCCCUGGCCUCCAUCUCUAGAGGCCGCUGGGGCUGAUGACCCACUCUCACCCAUUGUGGACCCAGUGACAGUCCCCAUGCCACACUUGUUUGACCAGGCCAAGGCAAUAUUGCAGAGCCAUAUCGACUCCAAAUGUGGGCAGAUUCACCAGGGCAAUGUCCCUGCCUGUGUAUAUAGCUCUUGGGAGUGCAUAAUUCCUGGGGGCCUGGAAGUGGCUCCCUUCACCUGCAUCCCAGAAAGCAAGCCCCUGGAACUACAGGCAGCAAGUGUCCCGGACCUACAACAGAAAAUUAUACCCUGGAUGCCGACGGCCCUUGAUCAACAGCAACAAACCUCACCAGAUGCUGUCAUUGAACAUCCUAAGCUGCCCCGAGCCCUGUCCGAGGGAGCCAUUGAGAAACUGGAGACAACUUUACGGCACAAGUAUCUGGCCUUCUUGUCAGGGCUGCCGGCUCUUUAUUAUGUGGCUCUCUCUAGGGUCAUGGCCCCAGCAAUCACUUCCCAAGCUAUGAUCACAGAGAUGGUACCUGGGCCUAUCGAAUUCCCAACAGAACCUCUGACUCAGAUGACCUCACCUGAAGAGCAGGGUCUAAGUCCUGGGUCAGUCUUUCAAGAUGCCAACAAGGCUUGUGCAGACAUUGCAGAUGAAUUCCAGGCUGAAGUGCAGGUGGAAGAAGUAAUUGAGAUGGUGCCUCUAGAAAGUCAGACAGAGCCUGCGAGGCCCUCCUCACUUGGAGAACAAAAAUUGGCCAAACUAAAUUUCCAUCUGAGAAAGAAGAUGCUAGAGAUACAACUGGGAAUUCCCAUAACGGCAAGGAAGUCCAGGAAACAAAGUGUAGCAGCCUCCGAGAACAUAUGCACACAGGAGUCUCUUGGGAGUCUAAACAACCAAGGAAACACACUGCUUCAGGAACUCCGUAUCCCACGAGAUAUGCCACAUGCCCCAGAUCCAGAAUGCCUCUAUUCCAAAGAACAGCUGGCCACUGAGUUGAAGGCAGUGUAUCAGAAACAGAAGCAACCCAGUUCCAGUGCAGUAUCCCACGGUUCUGUCCACUGGGCCUCCAAUAUCUCGCAACCCAGUGGGGACCUGACAGAGGCCCAGGUGCUUUGUGGUCAGCUGGAGGCCAGUGUGAACAACCACAACCUGAAGGAGCCCUGGAGCCCUGAGCCCCAAAGCCCUGACAAGAGCAAGGACUCAGCCCAAGUACCCACACUGGCAGAAAAGAGAGAGGAGCCAGGCAAACCCAAAUCGGCCGGGGACCACAGAGAAGGGGAUGCCGGGUUUGCAGUCUCCUCCACAAGAGAGAAAAGCCACUCUGCUGAAGCCCAGAGGCCAGAAGGGAUGCUUCUGAAUGGAACACCCUGCAGCCCCUGGAGACGGAGACAUCGCUUUCACCCUGAUGCUCCCUGUCAACACAGUCCGCAGCAUCGCCCUCAGCUUAAACCCCCAGAGCUACCUCCUGGAGUCCCUGGGGGGAAAGACUCUGAGAAGAAUGACCUGCAAGAGAGUCAAGCCAAGCUCAAUGUCAUCCUCAAACCAGCAAGGGUUCCUGAGAAUGCCCAGCCUGUGGUGCCCCAGGUGUCACAGGGCCAGCCUUUCCUAGGCCAGCUCACUCCGGGUAAGCCGUUGCAGGGCCAAACUUUACAAGGUCAGGUUUUUCAGGGGCAGGUGAUGCAAGGCCGUACUCACAAGAGGCCCAGCUUUCCAGAAUCUGGCUGGAGAAAUAAGAUGAAAUCUUUUCUGCACUUUAUUAACCCCAAGACAAAAGGCAAAGGGCAUGAGGAAUCCAUGUCCUCCACAUCUGAGAAAGUGGCCAACACCAGAAAAGAAAAUGUGGGAAAGAGCCUGGCUUCAGCCAAAAGUCCCAAGGGGCAAACUAAGACGGAGAAGACAAGAGGGGACCCUAAGGCCCAAUUUGCGCCCACUGGGAAGCAGAUGGGCUUGGCGUUCUUGGAUGUGCCCCGCUCCCCAGACAGUAAGCUCCGGCACCGCCCCCGCUCCCAUCAACUCCACUCUGCCUCAGUCCCGGGCAUCCCCUGCCGCCGCCCUCGGCACUGUCCUUGAGUGGCUUGUGUCACCCAACCAGGGAACCCACCCUAAUUCCCAACUCUCACCUCGGAGGGAAGCACUGGUCUGCUCAAGAAGACCCAGCUCAGUCAAGAGACUUUGUAGUCUCUCCAACGUCAGCAUUCCUUGAAGAGGACUGCUACUGUCAUUUUCAUUAUACAAAAAUACACUGUAUAUCUCUAAGUAGAGUGGUGUGCGUCUGCUCCUUCUCUCCACUGCGGUGUGUUCAGGGA
Messenger RNA from Delphinapterus leucas (beluga whale), 4770 nucleotides. RefSeq names its product protein SPATA31F1-like. The record is from RefSeq and is a predicted model, not a curated record. NCBI's taxonomy places the organism in Eukaryota, Metazoa, Chordata, Mammalia, Artiodactyla, Monodontidae.